UACGGCGCCAAUGCAUGACAUGAUCUGUGUACGCGCAGCAGGGAAUGUCGUUCACGGACCUCACUUAAGAAAACACAUCUGUCGUCUCUGACUCACUAACUCGUGGCUCGUAUUCGGGUGCUCCCCGAGUUUCCAGCUUUCUGCGUUCAUGAUCAAUAUUUUCUUUACGGGACCUACAUUCCGAUCGGGUUUAAUAGAAGGCGUGGCUUGAUGUCACCGAUAGACGGUUGAUUUUCAUAUUCAUUCCCGGGGUCUACUUGUCGUUGGUGCCAGGACGCAGACGCUGUAGUCUACACCACAUUAAACCACCACACAUGAUUUAACAGGAGAAACCGCUUCCUACGGGAAUUGCUUGAGCGGCCUGUCACUGGAUAUCGCUUUGGAUCACAGAUUUGGAUUACGAGACUCUUACUCACAGAAACCAGCUAUGGGAACAAACCCAAAGGGGACUUUGUCGGUUCAGAUGGUGGGUCAGCUGACCGGGUUGGACCCGCUGGGAAACAAGGAGCCCGAUGCCAAACUGCCCAAGGAUCACAACCUGAACCAGUCCAAGGUCUGCCCUGCCUCCAACAACAACCCCACUCCCAUCCAAUCUCCGGACCCCACAGAGGAUAUACUUCACACUGCUCCUCUUAUAAACACCGCCAACAGCCAACCGUCUUCCAAAGAAGGAGCCCAAGCCGGAAUUGUGGGUUUGAACGUCCCCACAUCCACCAACGGAAAUAAGGAAAUAAUUCUGCUUGCGGCAACAGGAGAUAAAAGCCACCACCAGACGACUGCAAGAGCCCCUCCGACAGGAAGAGGUGUAAAUACGCCAGCAGAUGGCCAGAGGGACGAUCAUAAUGCUUCACUGAGAAUGCGAACCCCGGAGGAGAAGGAGAAGCAGGGCGUAUCUAAGGCUGACUUGACGUCUGAUGUUGCCGCAUCAAAGGUCGACAUGCUUAAAAAUGACUGCCGAGCAAGGGGGCCCAUCGUGCCGGUAGAGAGUUGUUCUGAACCACUGCUGCAGGGCGGGGGAACAUCCACAGCUAAGGAAUCACCUUCAGGGAACGCCAGUAGUUACGUCCCUUGCAAUAAUCAAAGGUCGGGGAAGGGCUUUGAAUCCGGACACGCUGGAUCUGAAGGGUCGACUCCCCGGCCCGAGAGCCAGAGAGGAGUUUUAUCAACUACAACAUGUCCUGGAACUGCUUCCACGGUGUUGGGGUCUAAAGCGCCAGAUAAUAUAAAUGGUCUUUCCGCUAGCUUAGCAGACAAAAGCUACAGUCAAAAACAAUGUCUGACACAGUUGUCAAAAACAGAGAAGGUAUCCCCAGCACCUGUCCAAACAGCGGAGCAAAAAACACAAGUAUUGGUUCCACCCGCACCCAUGGUAGAGACCACGGCAGUGCCACGCGCCGCCAAACUCCCACCUGCUUCUCGAAGGCAAAGUGCAGGGGUGACAGAUCUGAAUUCAAACAUAACGCACGCAGAGAGAGGCCCGCCGCCAGCGUACAACACUCGGCUCACCUCAGAUAAACCCCAGGCGGCGCCGUCCCAGCGGGGCUUCUCUGCGGUGCCUCCGGCGCUGGAGGAAAAGCCGGUGUUCAGGCGAGGAGCCGAGAAGGCCUGUACGACUGGCGCAACAGUAGUCCCUGGACUGUCCACGCUUCACCCCAAGUGCUUCAGCGAGGCCUCCACCAUGACCUCCGGGGCCUCCACCCCGACCAAGCAGCGGCAGGAUGUGGAGGUGCAGGCCGUGGCCAACAUGUGUAGCAGAGCAGUAUCCACCAGCCCGAGCCUUUUGCCUCUCUCUGGGGUCCACAGGCCUGGCGCCGGAGUUCCUCUAGACCAGGAGGAGGCCCAGAGCCUGGCUGUGCUUUACAAGGCAGAGGGUGGCGUGGGACCGGGUCCGGGAGUUGUUCGCCACCCAACGGGCCCCUCGCAGAUCUACAUCGAUUCAAUAGUGUGCACUGUUGACACCAACACAGAGGGACCCGUCGUAAAGGCGGGGAUGUGCGGCGACCAAAAUGGUAAUACGGUCGUCCACACAGAGAACGACCGAGCAGGGGCCAACCCAAAGCAGGAUAACCAAGCAGCAAGCCAUGUGCAGACCGCCGCCCCACCCCUGAAACCCGUUUAUCAAAUCAACAUUGAACACAGUGCUCCAAGGGAGGGGAAAAUGUCCCCUUUGAUCCACCCUACAAUCAGCUCACAGAGCAUGAUACAGUCCAAGAAGACACCAUCUGAUCCACCGGGUGUUCCAGUGAUGUCAACUGCAGAGAUAGCCACCACAAAGGCUUCCUCUUCUCAAUUACCACCAUGUCAAGGGCUUGCGAGUGCGAAUAAGGCAAAACAAGCCGUUAAUAUUCAGGCUGCAUCGAUACCGAUGAACACCAACUCCAAAUCAAAGGUAUCUAAAGCCGGCACCAAAUGCCCAAAAGACCAGCCCAAGUCUGCCGGGAAAGUUUCGGGGAAGGAAAUCAGUGUCAUCAAAAAGGGUCUGGAGCCGGAGAGGAAGAAGAAGGAGAUGGAGGAGGAAGAGGAGGAGGAUGACGACGAGGCUAAGCAGAAAGAGAAGGGCGUGCAUGAGGUAGUGUGGGAUGAGCAAGGCAUGACCUGGGAGGUGUACGGGGCAGGGGUUGACCCCGAGUCCCUGGGCUUCGCCAUUCAGAGCCACCUGCAGUGCAAGAUCAAGGAGCAGGAGCGCAAGCUGGUCACCAAAACACCUCAGAGGAAAUCAAUCACCGCCACCGUUGAGUCGCCCCGCCGCGAGAGAAAGAAGCCGAGGAGGCGGCAAAACAUCUUCAGGUCCAUGCUGCGAAACGUCAGGCGGCCAAACUGCUGUUCGAGACCCUCACCAGCCUCAGUGAUGGAGUAGAGUGAGGGGUUAGAGACAGGGGUAGUGAUUCAUGUCGAGUUAAAAUACUAAAGGGAUAGCUUCCUUUGAACGCAUACUGGAAUGUUAUAGUAUACUAAGACUAUUUGUGAUAAUAUUUAUUGUUAAUGGAGCACCAAGCAGUUUUUUUUUCUCCACCAUGUAUUUAAAAAAACAACGUUUUUUACUUCUGAAAAAUAUGAGCUUGUCCAGCUAGCGUAGCUUUCAUGGAUUCACGAUGGUGGCCAUGUUAGCUGUUGAGAGGAGUUGUAAGGUACACAUUUGUUUCCUGUCCCAACAAAUGAUUUGAAUGCUCAUCUUAUCUUGGUGACAAAAUAUAUAACAUUUACAAUCUUUUUUUAGGAAGAAUUCACUGCUCAUUUGAAGAUGAUUAAAUGUAAGAAUAUGAUAUUACUGAAAUAAAGAAGUAGAAGAUAUUUAAGGAACAAGAGAAAAGAGUUUACAUAGUAUUUGAAAUGUCAAAGGCAAUAAUUAUUGUAAUGCAUGUAUUUUAGCUGCAAUUGUCACUGUUAACUGCCACACUGUUAACUUAAGUCCAUACUGAAAUAUUACAUGACAACUGUCAAAGGUUACACACAUGUUGUUGUCACUUACAUCAAUAUCAAGUCUUAUUGAAUUUUAUGCAAUGUGUUUAUCAUCGCGUCCUAUAUAGGUGUCCAUAGACACACUGCAUUUCAAAUGUCAAUGUUUUAUUUUCAGAUUUAUUUAUGUCAUACAAAAAGAAACUGCUUUAUUACAAGCCUCACCGUCAUGCUGCUUUUCCCCUGGUUUGGUAUUAAAGACAACA
Gadus chalcogrammus (walleye pollock) is the source of this 3662-nucleotide messenger RNA. RefSeq names its product GPRIN family member 3b (gene gprin3b). The transcript is spliced from 2 exons. Gene Ontology annotation, biological process: neuron projection development. Lineage: Eukaryota; Metazoa; Chordata; Actinopteri; Gadiformes; Gadidae. The coding region runs from base 428 to 2857 and encodes 809 amino acids. The record is from RefSeq and is a predicted model, not a curated record. Gene Ontology annotation, cellular component: plasma membrane.